AUGAGUUUUUUGAUUUUUGUGUUUAUGCUGUUUGUGUAUUCUGAGAGUCUCGGGAUCAGAUAUGAUGAAUCGAUCAGUAAGUGGAUGACGUAUGAGAGGAGGAGGAUGGCAGACAAGACGUUUGAUGCGGUGCAGUCGAUGUUUGUGAUUGAGGAAGGAAUGCCGUCUACUGCACUUACAGCGGGUAGGAAUGCGAUUUUCGGAGCAGUUGAGAUGUUUGAGGAUGAAUUUGAAGGAAUACCGAGUGGAGGGAAUGUUGAGCGUGCUGAGGAGGGAAGAUACAGGGUUAAGGGAUAUGAAACAGAGAUUGAUGUGAAGGGAAUGAAUUAUCUGUGUCUGAUGACUGGGAUUGAUGCAUUGAGGCAUGUCAAGCUGGAGAGUGUGGACAAGGUGGGGAUUGCAUAUAGGACGUAUUUUGAAGCGGAGCAGGCGAUGAUGCUGGGGGAGAGUGUGGCCGAUGUAGUUGAUAUGGAAGAGGUGUAUGCUGUGCCUGAAUCGCUUUGUGGGCUUGUAUCGAAGGUCGGGCACAUAGACGGAGAAGCUGAGUUUUUGUGUUUGGUGAUAUCGAUGAGUGGAAGGAAGGGGAUGUUUUCGCUGUACGAUGUUGAAAUAAAGGAGGGUCGAAGGAAGUUUAGGAACCGAGCUCAUGUUGAGUUUCCGAUGGUGAGUGAUGGUGCGAUACAGCGGAUGGUGUAUGACGAGAUUGAGGCUGAGCUUAGGAGGGAUAUACGAAGCAAGGAUGAAGUGAGCGAUGAGAAGAAGGAUGUGACGUUUUAUCCGCGGAUUGGAGAAGGGCAGGUGUAUGAUUUGAAGGUUGAUAUGAGGCCAGUGUACAAGGAGGUCAGCAAGGGGUUGAGGUACAAGGAGAUAGUUGAAAACAUUAAGAUAGUUGAGGGGGUGCCGAUAGUUGAUGAGGAGGAGAAUGUAAGGUAUAUAGUUGAGGCGCCUGUGUUUAGUACGGGGAGGAUACAGAAGGCGAUAAUGAAAACAGUUGAAGAGUGCCGAAAGGAGAUAGAGGAGGUUGUUGAGAAGGUGUAUGCAAUGGUUGAUGAAGAGAGAAAGGAGGGGAAGCAGGUUUCUGUGAUAAUGCUGUCUGAGUUUAGCGAGAAUCCGGUUUUUGACGAUAUUUUCAAGAGGUUUGGAAAGAGGGAGCAUGUGAAGAUGGAGGAUAUUGAGCAAGGAGCAGCAAGGGUGCUGAGGAGCCAGUGCGAAGUUGAGGAUGAGAAGUAUUUGCGUGUGCAGAGAAGAGGGAACCGAGGAAAGCGGUACCUGGAGGAGGUGAAGCUACGCAAGGAUGUAGAUGCAAUAAGAGCAGAGGUGGAGAAGGAGGGGAUUGAAAAGAUGUUUGGAGGAGUGGAGUUGAAUGAUGAAGAUGGGAUGUUUUUGAGGAUUGGCAAUAUGAAUAGUUUUGAAGAGCUAGAGAUGGUAAGAAAUAGAUGGAAUGAGUUGAAGAGGAUGGAGAGUGAAAGGCAGAGGGAGGUUGUAAACAGGAUUAAGAAUUUGGAGAGGCUAAGGACAGCGAUACAGGAAGGAAAGAAGAAGCAGAAGAAGGUGAGUGAGCCAUGGAAGGAGCAGAUUGGUGGAUAUGUUGAGAAGGCAGAUUUGGUGUACAAGCAGAUGAGCAAAGACAUGAAGUCGAGAAGUGUAGAUAUUGAGGAUGCAGAGCUUGAGCUAGUAGUCAAGAUGAACAUGGCGACUGGGGAGUAUGAGGAAAAGAUCAGAAAAGAAAAAGAAGCACAGCAGGAGAGUGCCAAUGAAAGUAAGGAAGGUGAAGGAAAGGGAGUUGCAAGCGGCGAAGAUGAAGUAAAUAAAGAUGAGCAUGAAGGAGGAGAGAAUAAGAACUAUGCCGAUGGGAAUAAAGAAGAAGAGAAUGAGGAGAAGCAAGAGCUGUAG
Messenger RNA from Ordospora pajunii, 1893 nucleotides. RefSeq lists its product as uncharacterized. Lineage: Eukaryota; Fungi; Microsporidia; Ordosporidae. The record is from RefSeq and is a predicted model, not a curated record. The coding region runs from base 1 to 1893 and encodes 630 amino acids. The transcript has a single exon.